AUGGUGCAAUCACUGGAACACAAGCUCGAGUUUAUUUCCUCCGAAAUCCGGAAGCUGGAGGAGGCAGAACUGGAUCUGGCCGACUUGGACGAUGCAGAUUCGCCCUACCUGCGCUUAGAUCGGCUGAAACGGCAGCACCUGCGUGUUUGGAAUCAGCUCUGCCGGGUACGCAAAAUUUCGCCUCAAUGUGGUCGGGUUCUGCGUCGUCGGUUUGCCUACAACGGUUCCCGAUUUGCCUCCGUGAAUAGGGCGGUGGAGAAUAUGGUGAAUGCGAACAAAAACUUUCCCGACUUUGUGGACAUCAGGAGGCUGGUUGAAGAUGUCCUUGUAAAGAAUCAAAAUGUCAAGAUGAGCCAAAAUGCCCUAAAUUGCCUGGCGAGGGAGGUCUUCACUGACGUGGGACGUCUACUCAAGGACCGACGACAGAAGGAUAUAAUGACUGAUUUCGGCUGUCACCUCACGGAUGCGGCUCGAGAUCAAGUCGAUCCGGCGGUUGCGGACCCCGAACUGCGUUCACUGCUGCGGACGAACAGGAAGCGAGGUGCUGCCAAGUUGGAGGAGGUGUUGACCAAGUACUCGCGCCUUCAGGAGGCCUUUGAGGAUGGCUUAGCUACGACCACCACUGAGCCUGUUUCGGACGCUGGCGGCACCACCGCUUCUGAG
Messenger RNA from Dibothriocephalus latus, 663 nucleotides. The record is from the annotation of a GenBank genome assembly. NCBI's taxonomy places the organism in Eukaryota, Metazoa, Platyhelminthes, Cestoda, Diphyllobothriidea, Diphyllobothriidae.